This is a messenger RNA of Manduca sexta (tobacco hornworm), 1593 nucleotides long. Its product is annotated as NKAP family protein CG6066. Gene Ontology annotation, molecular function: chromatin binding. The transcript has 5 exons. Gene Ontology annotation, biological process: regulation of gene expression. The coding region runs from base 227 to 1240 and encodes 337 amino acids. Lineage: Eukaryota; Metazoa; Arthropoda; Insecta; Lepidoptera; Sphingidae. The record is from RefSeq and is a predicted model, not a curated record. Gene Ontology annotation, cellular component: nucleus.
CGUGAGACUAUGAAACAAGAGUCGUGACGUUUCACGUAAAUACAAUUGUGAACUAGUGUAUUUGUUUCUGAUUAUGGAUUCGUGGAUUACGAUGAAACGAAAUUACUAAAAUUAAUAACUACAGUGAAGUACUGCGCAAUUUUGUGCAGCAUGAACGCAGAAACGUGACAAAAUUAUACUUUACUAAUAUCUGAUUACCGUGAAGUGUAAGCUAGACUUACAAAUAAUGGGUGGUGAUAGAGAACGCAGUCGUCACCAAAGCUCUGAGAGGCAUCGCAGCAGGAGCCGAGACAGGCACCGAAGCCGCGACAGGGACCGUCGGGACCGCAGCAAAGACAGGCACCACAGCAGGGACAGAGAAAGGCUGCAACGAGAGCGCGACCGCGGCAGGAGUUCGUACAAGGAGUAUAAUGGCGGAGGACUCGGCGGCGGUCUGGGUAGUAGUGGACCCUCUAGAAGCCGGUAUAAACCACAAGAGGAAGAGUUUUUAGAUGCUCGGAGGGAGGAACGAGAGAGGAUUGGCAUGAUUGGUGUGUCCUCAGCUUGGGGAAAAUCACCAGCAAGAGGAGAUUCAGAAGAAGAUGAGCCUCAACCAGAGAAUACACACCAUAGCAAAGAAAAGAAGAAAAGCAAAAAGUCAAAGGAUUCAAAAGAUGACACCAAGGAAAAACUAAAAAAACUAAAAAAGAAACUGAAGAAGGUGAAAAAAGCAAGAAAGAAAGCAAAAAAGAAAGCCAAAGAAUCCAGCAGCAGUGAUUCCAGCUCCAACGAGGAGGAGGUGUGGGUGGAGAAAGGAAAGGAACAUGAAGUUUUAUUAUCCAAGUCCAAAUCAUCAAAAUCGAAAAAUCAAGAUGAUGAGAUGGCUUCAGAAGCUAUUGGACCCACUCCCCGUGUGGGUCCUUCUCUAGGUCACAAGGAUUUUGGACGAGCCCUGCUGCCUGGUGAAGGUGCUGCGAUGGCGGCCUAUGUCGCUGAAGGAAAGCGAAUCCCUAGGCGAGGUGAAAUUGGCCUCACAUCAGAUGAGAUCGCAUCAUAUGAGUCUGUGGGUUAUGUCAUGAGUGGAAGCAGACAUCGUCGUAUGGAGGCUGUGCGUAUCCGCAAAGAGAACCAAAUCUACAGCGCGGACGAGAAGCGCGCGCUGGCGGCUUUCAGCAAGGAGGAGCGCGCCAAGCGAGAGAACGCCAUCCUCUCGCAGUUCCGCGACGUGCUGCAGGCUCGCACGCAGCGCCGCGACACCUAGCCCACCCGGACCUGCUCAUACUGACCAAUGGAGAACCCAGCUCAUCCCGACAACACUUAUUUGAGACUAACUGAGAAUCUACCAUAUAUGACAGCAGUUUGUCAGAUUGAGGUUCUUGCAAAUACUGUUUGUGCAUGAAGUGGAACAUAAGUAAAACGAAGAAGCAGAUUUGUGGAGCAAAAGAUCAAAAUAUUAUGUUGUAAGAAUAACUCCCUGAAUCGGCCUGUGGUUGGUAUACUGUCUUAAUAAAUAAAUCAAUUUAUUAAUACAGUAGUCUAUAAUAACACAGAUUGUGUGAAAUUGGUGUAAAAUGUAGUAACUUUGUAAAUAAAUGAACACUGUGGUACAAACAA